Erythranthe guttata (spotted monkey flower) is the source of this 6136-nucleotide messenger RNA. Its product is annotated as Tetratricopeptide repeat (TPR)-like superfamily protein. NCBI's taxonomy places the organism in Eukaryota, Viridiplantae, Streptophyta, Magnoliopsida, Lamiales, Phrymaceae. The record is from RefSeq and is a predicted model, not a curated record. Gene Ontology annotation, biological process: organelle organization. Gene Ontology annotation, cellular component: cytoplasm. Gene Ontology annotation, molecular function: protein binding.
AACAUAAUUAAAUAUUAUUUAUAUAUAUAUACACAUAUAUAUAUAAAACAAAAAAAGAAAACUCUUUAAAAGAUAGUCUUGCUCACUCACUUCAUUAGUUUUUUUUUUUCACACAAUCUUCAAAAAAAAAAAACAGAAUUCUUUCGGUUUGUUGUUCAUACACACAUGUGAACGUAUAUCGAAUAUUUUCGACAUAAUCGAUAUAUAAUUUCAGCUGAAUUUUCGUCGUACCGCUCUUCUACUUCUUGCUCACAUUGGAUGGAUAUUAUUCAAUGAUUAUUGGAUAAUAUUAUUAUUAUAUACAUAUAAUACUUGUGUGUAGCAUUGUUGUUACAGGACUGCAUUGUAAUUCUCAGUCCUGCAGUUUUGAAGGUCAGCAAAAAAAUAUAAAAAUAUAAAAAAUAAAUAAAUGGCUCCUAAAAAUGGAAAAACAAAACCACACAAAGCCAAAGGAGAGAAGAAGAAGAAAGAAGAGAAAGUUCUACCCACGGUAAUAGAAGUAACGGUUGAGAUACCUGACGACUCACAAGUCACACUUAAGGGAAUAUCAACGGACAGGAUCUUAGAUGUGAGGAAACUUCUGGCAGUCAACGUUGAGACUUGUCAUUUGACCAACUACUCUCUAUCCCAUGAGGUACGAGGGGGAAAGUUGAAAGAUUCGGUGGAAAUUCUCUCUCUCAAGCCCUGCCACCUCACCAUCGUACAAGAGGAGUACUCGGAAGAGCCAGCUGUAGCACACAUCAGACGGGUUUUAGACAUAGCCGCCUGCACAACCUUCUUCGGCGGUUCAUCGUCAUCUCCCAAAAAUGUACGGCCAGGCUCCAAAGAUGCCGGCGCUAAGGAAUCCGAUUCAACCACCUCCGAAACCGGUUUCGACAAUGCGGCCGCCGAUUCUUCACCCAAGCCCAAACCGGCGGACAAAAAAGCCGCCGGCACCGUCGCGGGGGUUUCGAAAGCCAAGCCGGAGAAAUCGGAGGUUACCGUUUCUACCGACGUCGCAUCCGCAGGACCGGACGCGGCGGAUAAAGGCGACGCUACGGCGGCGAUGAUGUACCCGCCGCCUAGGCUCGGGCAGUUCUACGAUUUCUUCUCGUUCUCUCACCUCACUCCGCCAAUUCAAUAUAUUAGGAGAUCAAAUCGACCGUACCUUGAGGAUAAAACAGAUGAUGAUUUCUUCCAAAUUGAUGUGCGGAUUUGCAGUGGAAAGCCAACAACUAUCGUUGCAUCUCGAAAAGGUUUUUAUCCUGCUGGAAAGCGGAAUCUCUUGAGUCAUUCCUUAGUUUGCCUAUUGCAGCAGAUAAGCCGAGUUUUUGAUUCUGCAUACAAGGCUCUCAUGAAAGCUUUCACCGAGCAUAAUAAAUUUGCGAAUCUUCCGUAUGGUUACCGAGCAAACACAUGGCUAGUGCCAUCUGUUGUAGCUGAGAAUCCAUCUAUUUUCCCUCCACUUCCAUUGGAAGAUGAAAGCUGGGGAGGAAAUGGAGGUGGGCAAGGAAGAGACGGAAAGCACGACUGCAGGCCGUGGGCGAAGGAGUUCUUGAUUUUGGCAGCAAUGCCAUGUAAAACGGCAGAGGAGAGGCAGACACGAGACAGAAAAGCCUUUCUCCUUCAUAACCUAUUCGUCGACGUUUCGGUCUUUAAAGCAGUUGCUGCAAUAAAGCAUCUCAUGGAAAUCAAUCAGAAGUCUACAAAUGGUUCCGAUUCGUCGAUUUCACACGAGGAAAGAGUUGGAGAUUUACUUAUUACCGUAUCGAAAGAUAUGCCGAAUGCAAGCACAAAAUUGGAUAGCAAAAUCGAUGGAAGCCAGAUUCUUGGAAUUCCGCACGAAGACCUAACCAAGAGAAACUUGCUUAAAGGCAUAACUGCAGACGAGAGUGCUACCGUCCAUGAUACUUCAACAUUAGGUGUUGUGGUUGUUAGACAUUGUGGGCAUUCCGCCGUUGUGAAAGUUUCAGCUGAGGUGGAUUGGGGUGGUAAUCCCAUUCCCCAGGAUAUUGACAUUGAAGACCAUCCCGAGGGAGGAGCAAAUGCCCUGAAUGUGAAUAGCUUGCGGAUACUGUUGCACAAGUCAACUACACCGGCACCCCAAUCAUCUAUCCCAGUUCAAAGGAUCGCGAAUGUGGAUAUAGAAGAAUCACAAACCAGUAGGCCUUUAGUCAGGCAGGUCCUUGGUGAAAGUUUACUUAGAAUUGAGGAAGAAGAAUCUAAACCGACAACUUCCGUUAGGUGGGAACUCGGUGCAUGUUGGGUUCAACAUCUGCAGAAUCAAGCUACUGUGGAAAAAGAGUCCAAAAAGAAUGAAGAGUCGAAAGUUGAACCAGCUGUGAAAGGUUUAGGGAAGCAUGGUGGACUUUUGAAGGAUUUAAAAAAGAAGAAACCAGAUGACCAAAGUAAAAAUGAUUCGAACAAGGAACUAAGUGGUGGUAAUAGUUCUGAUGCAAAGAAGAAGGAACUUGAUAAAAAAGACAAGGAAAACGAGAUCAUGUGGAGGAAAUUAUGCCCUGAAGCAGCAUAUUUGCGCCUAAAAGAAUCUGAAACUGGUCUUCACCUUAAGUCACCUGAUGAGUUGAUUGAGAUGGCACACAAAUACUAUGCUGAUACUGCCCUUCCGAAAUUGGUUGCUGAUUUUAGCUCGCUUGAACUAUCACCUGUUGAUGGAAGGACUCUGACUGAUUUCAUGCACACCCGGGGUUUGCAAAUGCAUUCCUUAGGUCAUGUGGUUGAACUUGCAGACAAGCUCCCUCAUGUUCAGUCGCUCUGUAUUCAUGAGAUGGUGGUUCGAGCUUACAAGCACAUUCUGCAGGCUGUUGUAGCUGCAGUGGAUGAUAUCGCUAAUAUGGCAUCUUCAGUUGCUUCAUGUCUGAAUGUUUUGCUAGGUACACCACCAUCAACUGGAAAUGGUGAUGCAGAUGUGAGUCAAGAUGAUGAACUAAAAUGGAAGUGGGUCGAUAAAUUCCUUUCGAAGAGGUUUGGGUGGCAAUGGAAGGAUGAAAAUCGAAACAAUCUUAGAAAAUUCGCGAUUCUUCGUGGGCUUUGUCACAAGGUAGGACUCGAACUAGUUCCUAGGGAUUAUGAUAUGGACACUCCCUUCCCUUUCAAGAAAUCGGACAUAAUUAGCAUGGUCCCUGUUUAUAAGCAUGUUGCUUGCUCGUCUGCGGAUGGCCGUACUCUUCUAGAAUCAUCUAAAACAUCCUUGGAUAAAGGCAAAUUGGAGGAUGCUGUUAAUUUUGGAACUAAGGCACUCUCGAAACUGGUUGCAGUGUGUGGUCCUUAUCAUCGAAUGACAGCAGGAGCAUAUAGUCUGCUGGCUGUGGUGCUCUACCAUACUGGGGACUUUAAUCAGGCAACCAUCUACCAGCAAAAAGCUUUAGAUAUCAAUGAGAGAGAGCUUGGACUUGAUCACCCAGAUACAAUGAAAAGUUAUGGAGAUUUAGCUGUCUUCUACUACCGGCUCCAACAUACUGAGCUGGCCUUAAAGUAUGUCAACCGAGCCCUGUAUCUCUUGCAUAUAACUUGCGGACCUUCUCAUCCAAAUACUGCUGCCACAUAUAUUAACGUAGCUAUGAUGGAAGAAGGUUUGGGGAAUGUCCAUAUUGCCCUUAGGUACCUCCAUGAGGCUCUUAAAUGUAACCAAAGACUGCUGGGAGCCGAUCAUAUACAAACUGCUGCAAGCUAUCAUGCUAUAGCAAUUGCUCUCUCAUUGAUGGAGGCAUAUUCACUUAGCGUUCAGCAUGAACAAACCACUCUUCAGAUACUGCAGUCUAAACUGGGACCAGACGAUUUACGCACACAGGAUGCGGCUGCAUGGCUUGAAUAUUUCGAGUCCAAGGCUCUGGAGCAACAAGAAGCUGCACGCAAUGGCACCCCGAAACCAGAUGCCUCCAUCUCUAGCAAAGGCCAUUUAAGUGUGUCGGAUUUGUUGGACUAUAUAACCCCUGAAGCGGAGAUGAAAGCAAGAGAUGCUCAAAAGAAACAAGCUCGUGCUAAGCUAAAAGGAAAAGUUGGUCCGAAUUCGGAAACGACAACAGAAGAAUACAACAACAAUGAACUCCCAUCACAAAACGAACCUAUUGCACAGAACACAAGUGAUAAAGAGAACAAAUCUGAGUCACAUUCUGAGGAGUCCACUAAGAAAACUGCCGAUAUAUUUUUGGCAGAGAAUACAUUGCUGGAUGAAAACAAAGACAUUACAGAAGAGAAUGAUCUAUCUGAAGAAGGAUGGCAAGAAGCUUUCCCAAAAGGGCGCUCAACGGUGGGCCGUAAGCCCUCAGCUUCUAGAAGACCAACCCUAGCAAAAUUGAACACCAACUUUCUGAGUACGUCGAAUCCACCUAAGCCCCGAGCUAAACCUAGUAAUUUCACCUCCCCGAGAACAAAUUCGAACGAGAAUGGUGCUUCAUUAGUAGCGGCUCCACAAAAAACCGUGAACAGUUCUAGCCGAAAGGUGAAUGCUCCUACUGCUGUGGCAGCUUCUAGUGAUGUCACUCGAGCUUCUGUUGUUAGUCCGGUGAGUGUUCAAACAGCUGGAAAACUUUUCUCUUACAAAGAGGUUGCUAUAGCGCCACCUGGCACAAUUGUUAAGGCUGUGGCGGAGCAGCAGCAGCAGCUGCCGAAGGAGAGCUCCGCUGAAGAAAAUCCCAAUUCGAGCAAGGAAACGAGCGGAGGAGAUUCAACAGCAGUAGCAUCAACAUUGAAGAAUAGUGAAGGGGAUGAAACUGAAAAACAGUUGGAUCUCGAUCCCAAGGAGAUUAAAUCUGCUACUCUUGAAGAAAAACAAGUUAUUAGUGAAAAAUCCGAUGAAAAAUCAACAGAAGAAGUGAGAGUUACCGAACGUGAAACAUCAAUCGAUUCUUCUGUGGUUUCUAAUUCGGUUACUUCCAUAAAAGAGGAACCAGAAGUACAACCGGAUUCAGGAAAAAGUGCUGAAUUACUGGAGAAAGAUGCUUCUAGUCCAAAGGAAAAAGUGGUAAGUGAAAACGUUGAUUCACUGCCAAACGAGGAACAACAGACACAAGCUAACGAGGCGGAGGCUGGAAAGGAACCAAGCAAGAAACUCUCUGCAGCCGCACCUCCAUAUAACCCAACCACGGUUCCGAUAUAUGGUUCAGUUGCUGCACCUGGUUAUAUCGAGCACGGAGGAUUACUGCCACCACCGAUGAUUGCAGUCAAUCCUGUCCGUCGAUCGCCCCACCAGUCAGCUACUGCUAGGGUUCCGUACGGCCCACGUCUCACCGGUGGGUACAACAGAUCGGGAAAUAAUCGCCUUCCAAGAAAUAAGCCAGGUUUCCAUAACGGUGAACACAACGGGGAGGUCUUCAUCCCUCAGAUAAUAAUGAGCCCGCAUGCCGUUGAGUACGUACCUGGUCAACCGUGGGUACCGAACGGGUACUCUGUAGCCCCGAAUGGUUAUAUGACUUUCUCCCCGAACGGAUAUCCUAUUUCACCAAACGGUUACCCUCAGUCGAUCGGCUUUCCUGUUUCUCCGGUGGAUUCGUCAACGGAGUCUCCUCCAGCUGUGAGUGUUGAAGUUGCAGAUGAAGACGGGAAAGAUGAAGUUGUUGUCGAAGAGGUUGAAGAAGCGUCGGAUGAAGAUAAAUUGGAGGAACAAUCUGCAGUGGCUACCGAAAAGACUCGUUCUGAUCUUAUGGAAGGUGAUGAGAAAUUAGUUUGUGAAGGUGAAGGCCAUGGAGAUAGCAGCACGGCUGUUGAAGAAAAGUCAACCGACAGCGAAGCUGAGGUUGUUGUUGAGGUAGCCAGUUAAAAAAAGGCUCUUUAUUUUUCGGUUUGCUAAUCCAGUUUUAGAUAAUGGGCUCUUUUUAGAAUAUCCGCGAUUGUGGACACGAGGUAAUGAGUUGAUGGAAGUCAUUUUUCUCGAGUCCUCGUGAAAAGAACUGUUGAACUUCAUUGGCUGCGCGUGCAAGAAGCGCCGACUGGCUAUUACUUUGAUGUGCAGAAGUUACACUUGGACAGGGAUUAAAAAUUCUUUCUUUCUUUCCUUUUCUUUCCCCCCCUUUUUGCAGACAUUUUUUUUCCGGACAUGUAAUAAUAAACGUAUUCACGUUGUAACGUUUUGCGUAGAAACCUUUUGUACACAGUUUGCCUCCCAGACGGAAACUAUGAUUCAGUGCCAUAUUCUGAG